GGUAGCUGGAAACGAUCAAAGUCAAACUCCUCCUACAUCACUCCCGGUGGAAUAAUUUUUCAUUUUGAUACGCACAAGCUUGUCAAGAGACUACAAGAUAAUGGUUUUUAUAAAUAUAUUUUUCUUUUGUAAAACUUAUGUCUUGCUUCUUCAUGAAGCAAAAAGGUCAUUCUUCUCUGGUAGGUCUUGGGGGGAGCAAAAAGUUGUUUUUGUAACAUAUUGAAAGUGAUAAUAAUGCAUUUGACUGCAAUUUAACGGAGUUAACAACCAAUAGCGUCUUCAUUGCUAGUUUGCUACAUCCUUCAUGUGAUCCAGGGGUGUGUAGAGUUUUCUUUGUGCUGCAUUGUUCCUGCGCUAUGAGGUUUCUUUCAGCCAAUUUUUUCUUCCCCCUUCCCUUCCUGUAGUUCUUUCUUCAGCAGAGAGCUUAAGCAAUGAUGACAGCCAUGGCAAUGAGAACAGCAAAAAAGCAGUAGGUUUAGAUUGGCAAAGCAACAACUUUGCACAUGCAUCAUGCUUUUUCGUACAUUUCUUAGCCGCCAUUGCACGACUGCGACUUGAAAAUGCCUAAUUUCACGUUUUGUACAGGACAUGAACACAAGGCAACAACUUUCUUAUUCUUUUCCUGAACUUUGAUACAGUCCUUUAGAAUUUAACUCCAAAAAAAAUUGCCAACAUUUGACGAAUUAAACAUCAGAUGGAAUAAGGGCAAUAAAAUUUGAGGCAGCAUACAUUCAUUUUUAAGUCAUGUUUUUGUAACUGCCGCCAUCGUACAUUGAUGCUUAAGCUAUCUAGUGAUUUUUUUUCAGUGUGGUGGGUGUUUGUUUUUUUGUGUCCUAUUUUUUUUGGGUGGGGGCUCAUUGCUGGGUACCUUUAUCACAGCAAUGGGGGCACUAUUCAAUCUAGGGGCUGGCUACCAAAAGUGGAAUAGCCUCUGGACACUCCAGGCACCCAUUUAGCAAUAUUACAGUUGUUAACAGCAAAAUUCCUUUAUAUUGGUUACUGGGACUAAGGAUGAAUGAAGGCACUUAUAGCCUGUAUAAGCUUCUAAUAAGCUUCUUAAAAUCAGCAACUGAGCAUAAAGUCCAAUAGGUUUGGGGUAGAGGGGUAGGGGGCUAGGUAAGAGCUCCCUGUCUCCACUACCUUAUGCACCAUAUUGACAGCACCUCUGCCCAGUUCAAUCAUACAUUCAUCAAAAUAUAAGUACAAAAACUUACAGGUUGGUGAACAGUCUUCCUAUUACUUAAUAAUAAGUGGCAAAGAAAUAUUUUAAUUGUUAUUUAUUUCUAUUGAUAUUUUAGGUUUCAGUGAAGUUCAAGCUGAAAGUUUGACAGCUUCUUUGGUUGACAUAAUCACAUCAAGUGUUCACAGUGUGGCCAACAGCACUGUGUCAAAGAUAGAUCAGGUGAAAAAAAUACAGUUUAUGAGCUGAGCUGGUAACCCUUUAAGCUCCAAUAUCCACAUACAAAUUCUCCAAACUGAUCUUCAUACAUUUCCUUAAACAAUGAAUUGAUAGAAUUUGGUUUAAGUUCAAGGCAUUUUCUCUUAGGUUUUUAAUUUUCCAGAUGGUAACCGGCCACAAUUACCAGCCACAGAAAUUUUUGCUUGCAGGUUACAUCUCCUUUCUGGCCAGUCAAAAUAUCGGGAACAAAGUUAACUCAUCCUUGUGUUUGAAAGGAAACAAAAAUCUAAGAUUCACCAGUGAGGAUUUGGAUGUUGAUUUAUGAAUGAGAGUGUAUGUGUCUGGUCAACAUGACCUGCAAACAAAGUUUUUGGCCAGACAAGUUAAUUGCUAUUCUGGCUGGACAUUGUCAGUUGACUGGCUGUUUUUUUGAGCCCUAAUGUCUGUGACAAGUUGGGAGUUUGCCAACAGUUACCAGGGUGCAAAAAAAACAUUUUGACAGCUUCCCAUUCGGGCAAGCUGAAGCUAGCAUUUACUAGCUCAGAUGUCAUUUCAACUAGCCCUAAAAGCUUUUUGAAAAGCAUAAUUGAUUACACAGUUCUUGUCAUUUGAAUUCCUCAAAACACAACACUUGCCCGUUGGGCAAGUUAAAAACAGAAUUCACUAGCCCAAUAGCAAAAUCCACUAGCCCCCGGCUAUCGUACACUACUUUCUUUUGAGUCAACUGUUAAGACUGAAUGUAUGUCUUAAGUCUUUUUCUGCCCUUCCAAGCAAAAUCCAUUCAGUUAACAAAAUUGGCUGCAGUAAUUAUUUCAAGUCUAGAACAAACUUUAUUGCAUGCAUAGACACCUGCUCAAUUUCAUUUGCAAGAAAGUUUUAAUUUUUUCCAUUUAUUAAAUUAAUUACUCUCCUUUAAAAUUUAUCUAAUAACUGUGAGAACUGUAGUAAAUUAAAACAUCAUUUAUCAAAUUCACAUUUUUUUUUAUCAUAAGAAUGGACAACUUGUGGCUUGCAAUCUUAGUCGGUUGGUGAUGCGCAAUCACAAAUUUCUGUUUAAUACAGGUUUUUACAUGUAACAAUAAAAAUGACCAUUUCAGUUACUUUUUACGUGUCUAUGUAUGCUUAAUUAAGGUGUCCACUUAAGAGAGAUUUUAUUUACAGUAAAUGAGGUAAGUAAUUGCAGGGGGUACUACAGAUGUGGCUACUGUCAGCUUCAUACAGAUUUUACUCGUCUGUAAUUUUCCAUUUCAACGUUCCCACCUCCUCAUAUUCAUUUUUUACACAGCUGGCUGGCUAGGAUUGGCUAGCUGAGUGGAGUAGCCAACAUGGGUGUAUUUUACCCAGGCAAUUUCGAUUGACUCUCGUUGUCACUAUAAGAAAGUUAUUUCUUUAAACCAUCUUUUAUACCCAUCGAUAUGUAGAAGGACUAGAGCGUUAUAAUCUAUGUGAUCUGAUAUCAACGUAUAAGAUCCGACUUGGCAGUUUAUUACUAGUCAGGAAAAGAAAUAUUUCAGGCUCUAAAAAGUUGUAGUUCUUGAUUUUUCAGAGAUUUAAUUUUCUUUUUAAAACUUUUCAGGAGAGACUUGAGGUGAAGUUUAAUGCUAUGGUCGAUACAGUAAGGUAAAAUCAAAGCAACUGAUAAUAUUUUUAGUACAGCUAUAUCAGAACUAUAUAGAGGACUUAUUAAGUAAACCCAUUUGCCCUUGGAGAUUUAGGCUGUAGCUACUCUCGCAGUUUCCCUGUUCAAUAUCUUGCCAGAAAGAGCCAAAACAUUCCGUAUGCAAGGCGAGUUCUACGCUGGUUUAAAUUACAGCGAAAUUUCUGCCCCGAAAGUGCGGGCAUAUGAGCCAAAGUUAAAUUUUGCGUUGUUUCCUUCCCUUUUCUUUUCCUUUAUUUCACCUGUUAUCUGACUUUUUGAGAAUCUUUUUGUUGGAACUUUUUGCAACUGUUUUACUUUGUUAUCUAUCGAUCGGUUUAAUCUGGCCCCAGUUGUUCAAAGGGUGGAUAGCGCUACCCGCUGGAUAAAUCACUAUUCAGUGGAUAACGCAAUUGGUUUUCCUAUAGGUGAUGUCACACGGGACGAUUCGCAACGACGAUUUUUAGCGCAACACAACGUUGCAACAUUGUUGCGACAUUGUUUCGAAUGGUUACAACAUUGUUCCAACAUUGCAACGCUGUGUUGCGCUAAAAAUCGUCGUUGCGAAUCGUCUCGUGUAACAUCACCUUAAUGCUAAUCCGCUACAUAGUGUUUCAUCCGGUGGAUAGCACUAUCCAGAUUUGGAACAACCGGGGCCAGAUUAUGGUGAAAGAAGUAAAGGAAAGAAAAAUGAUAAUAACGGUUGAUAUAAAGUUUACAGACUGACGUACUUGUUGCCUUAAAACUUCUCUUAGGGCCUGUUUACGUGGAGGUGGGGGACCCCAGGUAGGUGAGGUAACUCGCUUAGGUGGGGUAACCCGCCUGUCCAUUUAAUCUCUCAUUUUAAUUUGAUCACGUUGACAUGAUAGGUGGGGUGACCCGCCAAGGCGGGUAGCCCGGUCUACCAGACCGGGUUACCCUCUCAGCCGGGGCCAAAUUUUGCCAUGUAAACGUUUCAAGGUAAAGGUAAGCCGCCUGGCCGGGGUCGGAUUCGUGAUACAUCAAGUUCGCGCAAAAUUCACUUUGGCGGUGGCUUUGCAUCAUUAUUACAGUUAACAAUAGAAAGCCACAUAACUGAAGGUUGCAGCAAAAGCAACAAGAGAGUGUAGAAGUUCAUUAAUCGCCAAAACUCGUGAUUUGCCAGCAUUUUUCUUGUUUACGUGCUUAGCGACCAUUCAAUAAUCUUGAGAAAGUGCACCCCGGGAUGGCGGGGUUGUAAGAUUGCAUGUAAAGGAGGGUUAUUUUUUACCUCACCUACCUGGGGUCCCCCUCCUCCAUGUAAACAGGCCCUUAAUUAUGGUGAGAAAAGCAAAUGACAGAGUUUUGCAAGCAAUAACUAAAGGCUGUUCUAUUUUUCUCUUUUUAUGUUUUCGUGAUUUGUUUUCUCUACCUCCAGAAAUGAAAUGUUUCUCCUUGAACAAGGAAAGUUUUCACGAAUUCAAGAGGAAAAUCAAGUACGGUAACUAUUUUAGAUUUGAUUAGUUAUAAAUCAACAAGCUUUUCAUAACAAUUUAUAGACCCCAUUCGGCUACUCAGUGCUCAAUUCAAAUCUCCCAGGGUUAAGAUUCUUCGUAUACUGUAUUUGCAUUAUAUAUAAUGUGGCAGUCACAUUUAAAUGAUAUGGAAAUUCCUGAAACAAAACGUUUUAUUCCCAAAGUGUUUGAAUUGGUUGCAACAUUGAGUUAGCCGAAUUGGUCUGGGACAGUUGUUUUAAGAUUUACUUAACAUCUUCACAUAAUUUCAUAAGUUUUAGAUGGUUUUCUUUGUAAAAAGUGGGGUAAAAGUGUUUUUACUCUAAUAUUUACUGAUUCAUUUGAGUGAUCACGUUUUUCAGUAUACUCGUGUGAGCAAGAAAGAAUUCCGUUUUGGUGUAAAAUGCUAAAAUUCACAUACUAGCAUGAGAACGUAUGUGUAUGUGAAAAACAGGCAGUUUCUCAGCAAACUAAAAACACAAACCCAAAACGUCACUUAGAAUUUUUUCAUUCGAAACCCGGCUUGUAUUAUUUUAUACUUUGAUGUAAUUUAGUUUCAAAAUCCUAAUAACUAGACAAUUAAUUUUGUUUGUACUGGUUUUCUUUUUGCGAAAGAAAUUAAGAGAUGAAGUGGCUUCUCUUAAAGGAAUUUUACAGGUAACGAAACAUGAGUUUUUGUCUAUUAAAUUAUGUAAGGUUUCGUCAGUGUUUCAAGAAUCAGUUUUGACUGUGGACGUUUUCGUUUUUAGGACGAGGUGGCCAAACUCAAAGGAGGAAUGGCCUUAGACUUCAGCUUGGAAAAGAGUCGAAUAAAAGAAGAGGUUCAGUAUACUUUGUUCGUUAGAAUAGUUCUUAGGUAAGGUAAGGUAAGGUAAGGUAACUUUAUUUAAACACGGUAUUUCCUUCAGGUAUAUAUUUACAUUGAAGUAUAGAAAAAAUAACUUCCUAACUAAUCUAAAAUCUAAGAUAAAAACUAAAAUAAAAGAGAUGAAAAGGAAACACCUGCUUUUCAAGGAGGCCGUGUGUAAAAACAGAAUAUCGCUAAUUAAAUUAUUUGUCGAUCGAAAUUUAUGUCUCUUAAUUUUCCCUUAAAUAAAUUAGGGGAUGUCAAUUGCCGUACCUCCAGAGGCAAGCUGUUCCAUAACGCUCUUCCGCUGUAAGAAAGACUUCUUUUAUAAAAUUCAGUACGGGGUUGCGAAACAGCGAGCUUGUAUUCAUUCUCUCUAAGGUUAUAGCUAGUUAAAUCGCAGCGACGAACAAAACGCGAAGUCAGAUAUUCUGGAGCAGUGUUAUUUACAAUGCUAUGCAUCAUUAUUGCUUUACUGACUGCGCGCUGAUGGACACGUUUCGACCACUUUAAAUUUUGAAAUAAUUCACUAGGACUGCAGUCAUAAUUAGGAGAUCAUAUACACUUGAUUGCAGAUAUUAAAUGUUCUAGGUGACCCAAACGGCCAGUGAAAUUAUGGGUAUAAGUGACAAUUAGCUGAAUGCUCAGUGGAUUUCGCAGUCAGAGCCCUAUGGUUUGAACUUCUAGUAACGAACACCUCUCGUAUCGAAAGCGACCGUAACCACUCUUUGGGGCCGAGUUGGAAACCUCAUUCCCAGGGUCCUCUCCUCGUUCUCAACCCCCGAGGUGAGAGAGGUCGAGUAAGAAUUGACCCUGAAAACGAGACUGAAGUUUGCACUGUUAUUUUAAAACCUGUUGGGAGCUUUCAUUGACAUGGUCUGCAUGAUAUUUAUGUGCGCUGUAUGUACUUUUCAACUCCUGGUAAACGAAGAAAUAAGGAAAGUUUCUAUCACUGAUAGCAUUGCACUUUUCGGAUUGUAACUCGGCAAAAAGUUUCAGUAAUGAAGCUCUUUUUAUAGGAGACCCAUUUUGACACUCAUUUAGUAAACCACCAUGUUCGGUAAGCGACUGCUAGGUUUAGAUGGCACUGGGUGGUCGCUUGCGGGAGUUUCGACUUUAAGCUUUUCAGGCCCUCGGAAACCUGAAACCAGCCUGACUUGAAUGUUGUUAUUCAGACCCUAUUCAUCGUAUCGUGUGAAUAUACGAUUAUUCAAAUCUCUUGUCUUGCUUUGUACAUUUUAGCUUGCAGUGCGAGAUCAAAGAAUAAAGGAUGCCGAGAACAGAAUAGAAACUGAGGUAUGUAGUGAGUACCAGUCGUGGUUCCUUUUAUACCCGUAGCAUUAGCCUGCCAGCAAGCUCUCCGGGGCGCUCUGGCGGCGGGGCAGGAAAAGGAAGGAGAGCUUGCAACUCGACUCGAAGCAAUCGGAUGAAUUUCAGGCUAGUCUCUUUUGAAAUCAAUUUUAGGGAAAAGAAAAUUUUUAAGUACGUCCAUGUUCAGAUGGCGCUUCCUAAAAAAAAAUUUUAAUGUGUUGUUUUUGUGAUGAAAUACUCCUAGCUGAAGCUGCCGUACCUUUAUUUAACAGCUAAAAAUAAUAAAGAAUUUACUGAUCUUUACUGGUUAAAGCUCGUUGACUUCGUUCUGUGCCGAAAGCAGAGAAAAAUAAAAGCACCAUAUUUCACGAACUGAAAGGUGUUGUGAACGCGAAGAUCGCUCAGAAUAAUUCGCAGCAUGAUUUCUGAAGGAGGAAUUACAGUCAAACCAGGUGAAGAUACCAUUCAUGAAUUGAUUAUUUGAAAAGUGAACCCGUUUGUCGCUUCUGUAACUUGUAGCCGGUAUCAAAUUGCAUUCAAAUGAUCGGUGAAGUUUUGACUGCAACUGUUUUAGUAUACGAUGAGAUGGAAAAUAUUUCAAUGGAUGAAACUUCUAUUUAGGCAUUCUUCAAAUUCAAGAAAACUGAGCCGGCAGAAAUUUCAUAACGAACUCGCGUGUGAAUUCACUGCUCAUUACGCGAGCAAAAAUGCAGACUGAAAUCAACAACAACUAACGGAUGGCGGCAUUUUGGCCAAUCGGAACAACGCAAAUCAUCCAUAUUGUUUCCUAUCCAAUCAGAAAAAAGUCCAGAUUCUGGCUUUUUUACAUGUGAUCCGACAAAGAAAUGUAUCGUGCCCUCUUGCCGUAAGAGACAUGAAGGGAUAAUAGGGAGAGGGCAUGAUCUCAGGCUAUUUCCCGCCCCGCCGCCAGAGCACCCUGGCGAGCUUAUUCGCAGGCUACCCCAGCAUUUAAUUUAGGAAGUGGCCUUGUUUUUCUGGAUAGACAAAAAAAUUUCAUGCAUAUGCAUGAUGAGGUCGCAUACUAGCCUGGAAAGAUCGUAUUUUGCCGUGCAAACGAUGAUACCUUUGUUCUCCCGCCAUCUUUAACGUUGAAACUGACGGAGAGUUGAAGCGAGUCAAAAAAUGUUUCCAAGGGAGAGCUUCACCCCUCCUCCCUUAGUUUUUCAAUUGCUCUCAAGUUGGCGGCCGCAAUCAAUGUACCUCAGAUAGGAGUUGUUUAAAAAUGGGUUAAGAUAACCCAGGGUUAGUGCGAGAUUUGAAUUCAGAUAUGAAAGCUUAAAAAACAUUUCAGUUUAAUUCUUUUUGUCUACAAGUUGAUGAUUGGAAGCUCUAAAAAUUAAAGAGAAAAUUAUCCGAGUAAAUGGUUUUGAACACAAGAAAAAGAAACCCGGGUUAAGCGCUAAUCGGCCUUCGAACAACUGGGCCCAGAGCUUCCGUUAAAAUUAAAAAAAAACCGUUCUCCUCUCUCUUAUCCCUUAAGGAAGGCCUGAUGCUCAGGCUACCUUCACACGGCACCGGACUAAUUUUCGACCGGUUCAAAAAUUCCUGCGUUUAGGUGUUCCGUUCACACAUAACCAACCUAACCGGGCGAAAAUUUAGACGCGUAGCCUUUCAAAGUGCCGUGUGAACGGAGCAAAAAUAUUGAACGGUCCCGUGUGAACGUAGUGUCCGGUAAAAUUUAUCAGCCGAUCAAAAAUUCGUCCCGUGCCGUGUGAACGUAGCUUCAGGCGAAGUUUUGUUUUUCCCGCCUUUCUUACCUGGUCUUCAAACCGUGUUUUCCCAGUCCUUCAUGGUCAUGCAUUUCGGUGACAUAGCUGACUGACAAAUUCACUAAGACUGCGUGACCCAAAACAGUAAGCCGCGCAGAAUAACUUAUGUUGCUCUCCCUCAAUACGCACCAAUUGUGAAAAAACAUAACGAUUUUUUAACAAGCUCACAUUUGAAAUCUCUUAAAGAUUCGUUUUGGACUUCUUGUUUUUAGAAAAGACUGAUUUUACUGUGCUAUUCUCAUGUUUUCACUCCAUAGGUUGCUAAACUAGGGACGCAGCUCGAGGCACAAAAGUUAGAUUUAAUCAAGUAUAUAGUAGGUAAGAUAAUA
Porites lobata is the source of this 8784-nucleotide messenger RNA. The record is from the annotation of a GenBank genome assembly. NCBI's taxonomy places the organism in Eukaryota, Metazoa, Cnidaria, Anthozoa, Scleractinia, Poritidae.